Messenger RNA from Drosophila innubila, 2872 nucleotides. RefSeq names its product nuclear RNA export factor 2 (gene nxf2). Gene Ontology annotation, cellular component: nucleus. Bases 16 to 2556 code for a protein of 846 amino acids. The transcript has 9 exons. Lineage: Eukaryota; Metazoa; Arthropoda; Insecta; Diptera; Drosophilidae. Gene Ontology annotation, biological process: poly(A)+ mRNA export from nucleus. Gene Ontology annotation, molecular function: RNA binding; protein binding. The record is from RefSeq and is a predicted model, not a curated record.
ACAGAGGUGGUUAAAAUGCACGCCAAUAGACAUCGCUCACAGGCACGCAUCAUCGACUUUGGCGAUCGUUCGCAACCCAUUGUGGUCGACUACAGGGAUUCAAAGAAGUACUACAAGUGCAAACAGUAUGACGGGAAUCCCGGCUUGAAUUGGAUCGAGUUUUGUGUACAUCAUGAAGGUGCUCUUAAUUUUAGUGCAAAUCCGCAACAAUUAAUAGUGGAUGCGCUCUUUAGAGCUGUGGAAGGUGAGGAGCUCUUUCCCGUAAACUAUCAGAGUGGUCAUCAUGUGGACACCUUUCUGGCCAGGACCUGUAAAGCAGCGCUGGACAAGCUCUUCCAACGUCGCCUAAGCAUUAAGGUGUCCUCCGGCAGCGAACUCAACCUGUCCGUCUCCCUGAAUGCAGCUGCCUACAAUCGCAGUCAAAUUUCGCCACCUAUGAUCAUUUCACAGGUAAUCGAUCGUCUCAUGGACAGUCUGGAGACUUUUGAAGGUGUGCGAGGUGUGCUAAAUUUAAGCAACUUUACUGCCAAUCCUUAUUUCAAAAAUGUCAUUGUGCGUUUAUCCAAUUUGGCCACCUUGCAACUUGUGUGCACAACCAUUUACAACAACGACGAUCGUCGUCGUGCUCUUAACGGCUUUAAUUUGGCCCAGAAUCAAAUCAGUGACCUGGGUCCACUAAAACUCUUUGGUGAUGUUGACUAUGGAAUGCUGGAUCUCAGUGGAAAUCGACUUAGCUCUGCAGUGCGUCUUUGCACGGAUCUGCAGCGUGUUCGCGCUAAGCAACUGAAGCUGGCUGAUAAUCCUAUAACCAAAAAGUCACAGUAUCCCGACUGCUUGGAGCCCUUGAAAAAAAACUUUCAAAUUGUGGAUGGAAUUCCUUUCGACAAGCUGUACAAGACUUACACUCCACUAAACUAUGAGGUGGAUGUGGAGUGCGAUGGCACUAGGAUUGACUGGACUAAUAAGUCGACGCUAGCUCAGUUUAGGAACAGUCUGGACUGGCAUGCAUUCCUGAUUCCUGAUACGCAGCGCGAGUUUACUAAGGAUUUGAUCUUUGACUAUUUCUCCAUUUCGCUGGAUCCUGGCCAAAGCGAGUUUUAUCCCUGCUACUACAAGUUCGAUGGUGGUGAACAUCGUUUUCUUGUGCGCAGUUGCUUUGAUCAGAUCGAGCAUCUGGUGCAGAUGCAAAAUCUGCAAUUGAAAAUACCGCAGCUGGUGACAAGUGGCGAUGUGCAGGAGAUCAACUACGAUCGGACCAUUCCCUACUAUCUGCGCAUGAAUGUGAGCACCUUUAAGCAGGGUCACAUCGACCCCAAGCAAUGCAUCGAGCAGGCAGUGCAAAAGCGCUUCAAUGCCAUUAAUCGAGUGCUCAAUUUGGAGCAGUUCCAGCAGACAGAUGGCCUGGAGAAUGUGACUGUCCUUUUGAGCUCUCCCAAGGUGCUCAGCAGCAUUUUGAGGAUGUCCUCACGCAAGUUCGUGGGAAACUGCAUAGAUCUGCGUCUCGGCAAUAAUAAGAUUGUCAGUGCCAAUAAUUUACGCUCGCUAUCAUUGUUGAGCAGUCUUCAAGCUCUGGAUUUGGGUCAAAACUGGAUAAAUGACCUCUCGGAAAUAAGUUCACUUGGAGAUGUGCCGCUGAAAUCGUUGCGUCUUCAUGGAAAUCCCGUUUGCAGAAAGUAUAGUCUGCCCAGCGAGUAUAUCAAGGCGGUAAAGGCAAUAUUUCCAACUCUGCUCAAGCUAGAUGAUGUCGAUUUGAAUAGCAAACCAGGAUUGGCGCCCCAGAAAGAUUUCCUAUGCGAUACAGCUGCCUAUGAGCUAACAGGCGAACUAUUUCUGAAACCUUUUCUACGUGAAUUCGAGCAGUUGGAUCAACGCGUCAAUAUGAUGAAAUAUUAUACAGAUAAAUCCCUAUUUACGCUGACUUCCAGCUAUGACAUCAACCGUUGUAAUCGUCCAUCUAAUGAGCUCUUCAAGCGUAUCAAUAAGUACAAUUAUCAUAGCAGAAAUCUCUUAAAGAACUCGCUGGACACCUGCAGAGUAAAUGUUGGUGCUAAUGAUAUUAUAGCUGUGCUCAUGCAGCUGCCAGUUGUUACCCAUGAUUAUGUCUCGCUGCAGACGGAUGUGAUGCACUACAACGCCAAGUUGGCCAUUAUUAAUGUGACAGGAUUAAUGCGCGAUGAGCCUGAUCUUUUAAUGGCUUUCAGUAGACAAUUUGUGCUUAAAGUGGAAGCGGAAGGAUUGGGUGUUGGCAAGAGAGUGCGUCGUAUGAAGAUCAUUAAUGAGCGCUUCAACAUCAUGAAUCCCACAAAGAAACAGGAAAGGGAUGCCUUUAAGUUUUCCGAGUUGCCAAAUGAAGCUACAGUCAAGGAUGAGAAUGAAGAGGACUCUGUGGAUGUCAAGGAGCAUAAAUUGCUGCUAUUCCAGGAGAUAACUGGCCUGCGUCCCAGAUGGUGUACACGUAUUGUACAAGAGGAGGCCAAUUGGAAUUUUGAGCUCGCCUUGGAGCAGUUCCUACGCAUGGAGUCGGAUAAGGAAUUACCUAAUGACGCCUUUGCCUAAACAAACCAAAACACUUAUAUUUAUAUAUUGAUAGAUAUAGAAGCGCCUAUGACGCUAACACUUUUCAAGUGUCGAAUAAGCCAAAAUUUAUAAUUCCUGAUAAUUUCAAGUACCAAAGUAUCUCGAUCAACCAUUACGCAGAAAAUAAUCUGUGAUAAUUAUUGAAGUGCCUUCAAACAAAUUACAUAUAAUAUUGACAAUCUCUGUGAUUAAUAGCAUUUGUAAGGCUAGACUGAUAUGUCUGUCUGCCUUUCUCUCACGCCAUUGUUCACUUAUCAGCGCUAAAAUUAUAUUUAAUUAAUAUAUACUUAAUAUA